GUACAACCAGAAGAAAGUGUCACCCCAUCCCCAUGGCCAGUUUAUUUUGAGGAUACGCAGCAGCCAUGCCUCUGGUCGUGAUGUGCGGUUUCCCGUGUAGCGGCAAAACGCGACGGGCGGAGGAGCUGAAGGUUCAUUUCGAACAAAGCUCAAAAGCCAAGGUUCACAUUGUGGGAGACGGAGCUCUGGGUGUUGACAAAAACAGUGUUUACGCAGAUUCCCAAAAGGAGAAAAAUGUCCGAGGCUCUCUGAAAGCCGAGGUAGAGAGAAAAGUCAACAAGGACGACAUUGUGAUUUUGGACUCAUUAAAUUACAUUAAAGGCUACCGCUAUGAACUGUUCUGUCUCAUCAAACACGCACAGACACCCCACUGCUUGGUUUACUGUUUGACGUCAGAUGAACAGAGCUCGUCGUGGAACAGCGGUCGAGAGGCUGCUGAGCAGUACACACAGGACAUCUUUGACGCGUUAGUUCUUCGAUAUGAAGCUCCAGACUCCAGAAACCGAUGGGACAGUCCUCUCUUCUCCAUCCUGAAGGACGACACGCUCCCGUUUGAAGCCAUCUCCGACGCACUUUUCAAAAGAAAAGCACCCGCACCUAACCAGUCUACGCAGAGUCAACCGCUGUCGUCUUCAAACUUCUUGUACGAGUUGGACAAGAUCACACAAGAAGUCUUAGUGGCAAUUUUCAACUCACAGAAGACAAGUGUUCCCGGGGAUCUCAUAUCAGUUCCAGGAGCUACAGAAAAGAUCGAGCUCACCAGGGGCAUCAACAUGGCAGAGCUGCGGAAACUACGGCGCCAGUUCAUCAGCUACACCAAGACGCACCCGACAGAGAACACGGGGAAAAUCUCCAACAUGUUUGUGCAGUAUCUAAAUAAGAGCCUAAACUGAAGACUACUAUCUCUGGCCUGUUUUUUGUUCCAAAUAAAUGUAUGUAAAUAUUUA
Pleuronectes platessa (European plaice) is the source of this 947-nucleotide messenger RNA. RefSeq names its product KTI12 chromatin associated homolog (gene kti12). NCBI's taxonomy places the organism in Eukaryota, Metazoa, Chordata, Actinopteri, Pleuronectiformes, Pleuronectidae. Bases 66 to 893 code for a protein of 275 amino acids. The transcript has 9 exons. The record is from RefSeq and is a predicted model, not a curated record.